CUAGUCUUCUCUGUGCUUUAAACAUUGAUACCAGGAAGCACCUCAGAAGACUGGUGUUGCUCUAGUUGGUGAUCAACCUCUCAAGUGCGUUGAGUCAUGCACCUUGGCUUGUCUUUUAAAUUUUCUUGAACGUGCAGUUUUCCUAAGCUCGCAUGCGGUUUUGUCCAUCUGGGUGAUUUGACUUUUUUUUUUUUUUUACUUUUCGUCCUGAAUCAAAAACCACCCUCAUUACUUGCAGCAAAACUGGCUAUUGUUGACCCUCUUUAGCAGGGUGAUAUUAGUCGUUGGGGCUAUUCUUUCUCUUAGAAGCCAUUGAAGAAGGAAGAACACACUUUGAUUGACUGAAACCUACAGAGACAGGACCAUGGAAGAGACAUUUGUACCAUUUCGAGGAAUCAAGAAUGACCUUAAAGGAAGACUAAUGUGUUACAAACAAGAUUGGACCGGUGGCUUUAGAGCAGGCUUCAGGAUUCUGGCUCCCACCACAUAUAUAUUUUUUGCUUCUGCAAUACCGGUCAUUUCAUUUGGAGAACAAUUGGAGCGAAAUACUGAGGGAGUUCUGACAGCCGUUCAAACCUUAGCAUCCACUGCCCUUUGCGGGAUUAUACACUCGAUCAUUGGAGGUCAACCUUUGUUGAUUUUAGGUGUUGCGGAACCCACUGUGAUUAUGUACACAUUCUUGUUUAAUUUUGCUAAAGAGAGACCAGACUUGGGCCGGAAUCUGUUUCUAGCAUGGUCUGGAUGGAUAUGUGUCUGGACAGCAUUAUUGCUGUUCUUACUGGCCAUCUUAGGAGCUUGCUCCAUUAUCAAUAGGUUUACCCGUGUGGCAGGAGAAUUAUUUGGUCUGCUAAUAGCAAUGCUCUUCAUGCAGCAAGCUAUAAAAGGACUUGUAGAAGAGUUUCGAAUCCCGAAGAGAGAAAAUACAAAUUUAACUGAGUUCAUACCUUCAUGGAGAUUUGCAAAUGGCAUGUUUGCUUUGGUUCUGUCAUUUGGCCUUCUUAUAACUGCAUUAAGAAGCCGGAAGGCAAGGUCAUGGCGAUAUGGUUCUGGUUGGCUUCGAAGCCUAAUAGCAGAUUAUGGUGUACCGCUUAUGGUGUUAGUUUGGACAGCUGUUUCUUACAUACCAACCAGCAGUGUUCCAAAAGGGAUCCCACGGCGCCUCUUCAGCCCAAAUCCAUGGUCACCUGGUGCAUAUGAUAAUUGGACCGUCAUUAAGGAUAUGCUGGAUGUUCCUGUUCUCUACAUAAUUGGAGCUUUCAUUCCUGCAACAAUGAUUGCUGUGCUUUACUAUUUUGACCAUAGUGUAGCAUCUCAACUUGCUCAGCAGAAGGAGUUCAACCUGAGAAAGCCGUCUUCUUACCAUUAUGACUUGCUUCUGUUGGGAUUUCUGACCUUGUUAUGUGGUCUGAUUGGAAUCCCUCCAGCAAAUGGAGUUAUCCCACAAUCUCCAAUGCAUACAAAGAGUUUGGCUACUCUCAAACACCAGUUGCUUCGCAAUAGACUGGUUGCAACAGCCCGCAAAAGUAUGAGAAAAAAUGCUAGCUUGGGACAGCUGUACGGGAAUAUGCAAGAAGCCUAUCGACAAAUGCAGACCCCUUUGAUCUACCAGGAGCACUCAACUCGGGAACUAAAGGAAUUAAAAGAAUCGACCAUUCAAGCUGCGACUAGUAUGGGACACAUGGAUGCCCCAGUUGAUGAGACAGUCUUUGAUAUCGAAAAGGAAAUUGAUGAUCUGCUACCUGUUGAGGUCAAGGAGCAGCGCGUCAGUAACUUGCUUCAAGCUAUAAUGGUGGGAGGAUGCGUUGCAGCCAUGCCUUUCCUCAAAAUGAUCCCAACCUCAGUUCUAUGGGGCUACUUUGCAUUCAUGGCAAUUGAAAGUUUACCAGGGAACCAAUUCUGGGAAAGAAUCUUAUUGCUCUUCACGGCACCUAGCCGAAGAUACAAAGUUCUUGAGGAGUACCAUGCUACGUUUGUGGAAACAGUGCCUUUCAAGUCCAUAGCAACGUUCACCAUUUUCCAAACAACUUAUCUUCUCAUAUGUUUUGGACUAACAUGGGUUCCAAUUGCUGGACUUAUGUUUCCUCUAAUGAUCAUGCUUUUAGUUCCUGUAAGGCAGUACUUUCUGCCCAAAUUUUUCAAAGGAGCCCACCUUCACGACUUGGAUGCGGCAGAGUAUGAAGAGGCACCAGCUUUACCAUUUAACCUUGCAACAGAGGGAGAGCUGGGUGCUGGAGCAUCCCAUAUAGAUGAAGGAGAGAUUUUAGAUGAAGUUAUCACAAGAAGCCGGGGUGAGUUCAGGCAUGUUAGUAGUCCUAAGGUCACAAGCUCCACCCCAACGCCAGAAAAUGGCCCUAAAAGCCUUCAGAGCUCGAACUCUACAUACAGUCCUCGUGUCGGUGAGCUUAGAGGGGAGCAAAGUCCCCGUUCUAGUGGUAGAGGACAUAGUCCAGGGACUGGAGAAGUGAGAUUAUCUAAUCUUGGAAAGAGUCCUAACACCUCAUCAAAAUAGGGGGGAGAAAUAGACUUUAAGACUAGUGUUAUCUUUAACCUUUGUAAGAAGUUUUCAAUUGCUUGUUCAUUUCCAUAUUGCCGUCUGCUUUGCUUUUUUUGGCUGGGGCAUUGUAAAGCUGCCUUCUUUGUACUCCCCUGCUUCAACAAGAUAUAUAUAUAUAUAUAUAGACACACACACACAUAUUUAACGGUGUAGUUGUGCCAGAUGAGUGUAUUUUUUCAGUUGUCUGUUACAUAACCGAUAUGAGUCUCAAAUACAACCAAUGAAGGAUUUCCUCAACACUAAUAGAUAAAAUUGCAAAUACAGUAUAGAUCUUGGCUAUGCAACUUGUUUAAGGAAAUACUUUUCUGGCUGAGAUUCGCCCUCUUUAUGUGACAUCCACAAGAGUCCAACAGCAGAAUCAAUGAGAAACUGCACUGUGCGCAUACUAUUGAGAAAAUGAAAAAAGGUGCCUCCGGAACAGUUGGGAAACAAAAGCAACGGACACGAGUUUUCCCAGCAAGCACUUCAAGUGAAUUGAACUGGAGACGAGGGGUCCUACAUCCUUAAUUGCAGUGUUGUUUUCAUGGCAUUGACUAGGCGGUAUUCAUGCCUCUCCAUUAAUGAAGUCAGGUCCCUUUCGAAUGAUUUCCUGAUGUCUGUCUUUAUGUCCGAUUCAAAGGUUGGAGAAUGGCAAAAACAAAGCUCAAUAACGUUUUGUUUGUGUCCAAAAGAAAGUAGCUUGACAUCAUCCAUGAGAAGAAACCAGACUUUCAUGAUUUUUGCUGAGAUGGGACAUCUUAGUUGACCAUAACCAGCUGUGAUCUGUGCGUGAUCAGUUCUACUUGCAACUGAACCUUCAAUCUGAUAUCACAGAAAGUACCAAGAGUUGCAUCAACUGCUGGUAGUGCAUUCCCAUGCUAUGGACGUUGACAUAAAGAUCCAAGCUUUAUUAAAACUGAUUUGCAUGGAUGAUGCUGACAACUGCACAAUCUAUAUUUGCCUCUCUUAUUAAAAAGGUUGUCCGAUCCUAAAGCUACAUCAUAGUCUCGUGUGUGUAUAUGGUUAAUGCAGAAAGAUGAAAAGAUGGCCUAUGGAUGGAAGUUUAAAAGAUGUAUUUUCCUUAUUUAAUGAAGCAUUAUAGUAUAAAAAAAUGAAGCUACGUGCCUAAA
Messenger RNA from Juglans microcarpa x Juglans regia, 3663 nucleotides. Its product is annotated as boron transporter 1. Lineage: Eukaryota; Viridiplantae; Streptophyta; Magnoliopsida; Fagales; Juglandaceae. The coding region runs from base 365 to 2509 and encodes 714 amino acids. Gene Ontology annotation, biological process: transmembrane transport; monoatomic anion transport; monoatomic ion homeostasis. The record is from RefSeq and is a predicted model, not a curated record. The transcript is spliced from 12 exons. Gene Ontology annotation, molecular function: solute:inorganic anion antiporter activity. Gene Ontology annotation, cellular component: plasma membrane.